Octodon degus (degu) is the source of this 2940-nucleotide messenger RNA. It is a transcript of the gene Sec31b, whose product is annotated as SEC31 homolog B, COPII coat complex component. The record is from RefSeq and is a predicted model, not a curated record. Gene Ontology annotation, cellular component: COPII vesicle coat; endoplasmic reticulum exit site. Gene Ontology annotation, molecular function: protein binding; structural molecule activity. Lineage: Eukaryota; Metazoa; Chordata; Mammalia; Rodentia; Octodontidae. Gene Ontology annotation, biological process: intracellular protein transport; endoplasmic reticulum organization; endoplasmic reticulum to Golgi vesicle-mediated transport.
AUGAGCCGUUGUCCUCCAGGCCCCUCUGCCACUGUCCUGCGCUGCAGCCAGCUGACUGAGGACUCAAAUGGUUCACAAGCUGACCUCCUGGAAAGCUCUGGAGUUACUGCAGGCGGUGGGGAUAGCGGCAUGCUUACUCUGUACAGCAUGACUCACAGCCUGUCUUCAGGAAAGGGGCCUGUGAUUGCACAGAGACAGAAGCACACAGGGGCUGUGAGAGCCCUCGACAUCAGCCCUUUCCAGGGCAACCUCCUGUCCUCAGGUGCCAGUGAUUCUGAAAUCUUUAUGUGGGAUUUGAAUAACCUGAUUAUCCUUCCUACCAUCCUGUCUCUGCAGCCCUCAGGAGACAUCAGGGCACUCUCUUAGAACCGGCAAGUCCAGCACAUUCUGUCUUCUGCUCACCCCAGUGGCGUGGCUGUUGUGUGGGAUCUCAAGAGAAAGGAGCCUAUCAUCAAAGUCAGUGAUCACCAAAACCAGAUGCAUUGUUCGGGCCUGGCCUGGCACCCAGACAUAGCUACUCAGAUAGUGCUAUGCUCAGAGGACGACCGUCUUCCCGUGAUUCAGUUGUGGGGUUUGCGCUUUGCCUCCCCACCUCUGAAGGUGCUAGACAGUCACAGCAGGGGGGUCUUGUCAAUGUCAUGGAACCAGGUUGACACUGAACUGUUACUCAGCAGUUCCAAAGACAACCAGAUCUUGUGCUGGAACCUGGGGAGCUAUGAGGUGGUAUAUAAGCUGUCCACACAGAACAGCUGGUGUUUCGAUGUCCAGUGGUGCCCUUGGGACUCUUCAGUGUUCUCCACUGCCUCUGAUACCUGGAUCAGUUUGUACUCCAUGAUGGGUUGGAGCUGGGAGGGCCAGCACAUGAGACAGGUUCGAAGGAUUUCCUCCUCUUUCAGUAAAGGCCACCCUCUGUCACCACUGCAGGUGUCAGAGCAAAUGGCCCAAGCAUCACAGGUCCCUCCCAUGAGAAAGCCCCCCAGAUGGAUACAAAGGCCAUCAGGAGUUUCUUUUGCUCUUGGGGGGAAGCUGGCUACCUUUGGGCUUGCCGGUGCCCCUGCUCAGCAAGCAGCACCGUUUCGCCCCCAGAUUGUCUUCGUCAGCCAAGAGACCACAGAACCCGGAUGCCUGGCGUGAUCAGCUGGGCUGCGGAGCCUGGCAUCAGGAGGUCUCCUGAGUUAUUGUCAGAGCCAGGGCCAGCGGGCUUCCCUGGCGAGUGAAAAGAUGCUGUGGCAGUUUGUGAAGGUGACUUUAGAGCAAGAUUCCAGAAUAAAACUCUUGAAGCUAUUAGGGUAUGAUAAAGGUGAGCUUCAGAAGAAGGUGACCAGCCAGUUGAAGAGUAACUUGGGGCCUGUGGAGAGCCCUCAGCCCCAGGGAGAUUCCCUCAACCAUAAUAGGUAACUGACCUUUGGUAGCCAGACCUCCAAACACCCCACAGAGGAAGCCUCUGCAUCCUCAGCCUUCUUCGAUGAACUUGUCCCUCAGAACAUGACUCUGUGGGAGAUCCCCAUCACGGAGCUGCCUCUUCCCACAGACAUAGAUGGAAUCCUGAGCCAGGCCCUGCUGCUGGGGGAGCUAGGCCCUGCUGUGGAGCUAUGUCUGAAGGAAGAGCACUUCGCUGAUGCUGUCAUCCUGGCACAAGCUCGGGGCACAGAUCUGCUGAAGCGACAGGAAUGCUACUUUGCCAAGAGGAGAACCAAAAUCUCCUUGCUUCUUGCCUGUGUUAUACAGAAGAAUUGGAAGGAACUGGUGAGCACCUGCAGCCUGAAGAACUGGAGAGAGGCCCUGGCCUUGCUUCUGACAUACUCAGAGCCAGAGAAAUUUCCUGAGCUCUGUGACAUGCUGGGAACUCACAUGGAACAGGAGGACAGCAGGGCACUAACUGAUGAAGCCAGACUCUGUUAUGUAUACUCAGGGAACGUGGAACAGCUGGUAAAGGGCUGGGCAAGAUGUCACCAGACCUCAUCCCCUGUGGCUCUGCAGGACCUGAUAGAGAAGGCAAUGGUCCUGAAGAAGAGGGCUUCUGGCAGGGUGAGCCCAUGUCCUACCACAACCUACAGGCUCAUCCAGUAUGCCAACUUCCUGGCUUCCCAGGGCAGCCUGGCCACUGCCAUGAGCUUCCUACCCAGCAACUAUGCUCAGCCACCAGUGCUGCAGCUGAGAGAUCGGCUUUUUCAUGCGUGAGGUUCUGCUGUCACAGGUCAAUGGUCCUGCUUUUCCUUUCCCCUGGGUUGUUGUGGGAGCUGCCCCUGCUCUAAAGAGAUGUCUCCUUACAGAUCAGGAUCCCAGCCUUCUCACCAGGCCAUGGGCCACAUCUCAGUGGUCCCUAUGCCCUCAGCAACUGGCCCUCCCUGUGGCCCUCCUGGAGGCCCUCACCAGCACUCUGGUGUGCAGACUGUAGGUGGUGCCUUGGCCUCUGGGCCCCAGGCAGCUGUCUGGACUUUUAUGCCUCCAGCACCAAUCACUGCUGCAGAGGAACUCAGCCCAGAGCCAAACCAGGUCCUUCCAGCACAGAUCCCUGUCUCCAGUGUGAGGCACACACUCCCUGGAGCUCCAGGGCAACUCAGCUUGCAGCCUCAGCUCCUGUCUCCUAAGAAGAUGGAAAGGAAGGAGCUGCCCCCAGCACAUCUGUCCUUGAAGGCCAGCUUUGAGGCGCUUCUCCAGCGCUGCUCCCUGCCUGCAGCUGACUUAAAGACAAAAAGGAAGUUGGAGGAGGCAGCGCAGCGCCUGGAAGGUCUCUACCAGCAGCUGUGUGAGAGGACGCUCUCACCACACGUUGUGGCUGGACUCCAUGAAGUUUCCUGGUGUGUGGAUGCAGGACGUUUCAUGCAGGGCCUAGAGAUCCAUGCCCAGGUGGUGGGCUGCAGCAGCGUCAGCGAGGUGUCCAGCUUCAUGCCUGUCCUGAAGGCUGUCCUCACCAUUGCAUGUAAGCUACAAGUUUGA